Messenger RNA from Leishmania major strain Friedlin, 5265 nucleotides. RefSeq lists its product as hypothetical. NCBI's taxonomy places the organism in Eukaryota, Euglenozoa, Kinetoplastea, Trypanosomatida, Trypanosomatidae. Gene Ontology annotation, biological process: spindle organization; establishment of meiotic spindle localization; mitotic cell cycle. Gene Ontology annotation, molecular function: protein binding. Bases 1 to 5265 code for a protein of 1754 amino acids. Gene Ontology annotation, cellular component: spindle pole. The transcript has a single exon. The record is from RefSeq and is a predicted model, not a curated record.
AUGUUCACUGAGACACAGCCGAAGGAGGUUGUCCUGGUGGACGCGCACCACGCGUCGGCGUCCUCGGAGAAGGUCGCCGGCAUCGGAUGUGUUGCUGCCACAGCGGUGCGCCAAGUUGAAGCGAGCGGAUUGAAGAAGGGUAGGCCCGGCGGCGGAGCCCUUCCACCGAUACACGCAAAGGCAGCGUCGACGAGCGAGACGGCCGCUGCACCCCACCUGCGGAAGCAGCGACCGCUCUCUGGCCGCCAAGAGCCACAGCAGGGGCCCGACUCGGAUGGCCAGGCCUGCCCUGUGGCACUUCUGGCGAUAGGUGACCUGCCUGGCCGGCCCCCCUCUGCUGCUUUCAGCGUCACCGCCACUUUGAGGAGAGACGAUGACCUUCGCUCCUCCCGCAGUGCAGCUCCUCGGCGGCCCCCGUCUGCAGGUCGCUCCCCAGCGCGCCACCGCAGCAUGCAAGCUUCGCCACUUCCACAGGCGCGUCAGCACAGCGCCAACCUGACCGACGCGAACGCUAUCUCUGCGCGGGCAGGCAGCAUUGGCCGGAUGGAGGGACGGCAUCUCAGCGGUCAGGCCCCGCGACGGACGGGGCUCAAGUCGUUGAAGCUGCGGGUGGAAAGCGAAGAGGCGGCCGUCGGCCAGCUGAUGCAGGCUGGAAACAUCGGCGGAGCGCUGGUGCGGCUGAGCUGCACGCUGCAGCGCGUGCAGGACUAUCAAGCAGCAUCGAGUACUCGGAGCAGCCGACGCGGCGCUGUCAGCAGCACUGCGUCGGCGCGCACCUCCCAGGUUGCACCGCAACUGGGUGGCACCGGCGCCACGUGGGCGGCUGCGACAGCCCAGCGGCUUGCUGAGGUCUACACCAGCAUUGCCAACAAUGCUGGUGUGCAGUGCAACACAGCAGCCGAGCCGAUCCACGUGCAGGAAGCUUACUUUCAAGCCGCAAUGCGCUACCUGGUGAAGAGCUCCACAGAGGACCUGUUCUCUGAGUGGACGGCGGAGGGCGCCGCUGCGACGAGCGAGAAGCGGUUACCCCAUCCCCCACCGCAGCAGCGACCCCGCCGCUACCCGGUAAGGUCGGCAGUGCGGCCUCCAGCGCGCGAGCUCCCAUCAUGUUUCCCGUCAAGCCGUCCGAGCAAGAGCAAGGAUGGCGACCAGCAGCAGCCGCAGCAACCCGCGAUCGUCCGUCGCCUGCUACGCUGCGCUGUUCGCACCAAUGCUGCUGUGUGCCUCGGCGACAGUGCCACGCCGGGAGGACAGGCCCGCAUUAUCUAUGAGCUACUGAAAGCGCUGGCGGAGUCAGUGGGCGUGUGGAGCAUGGCGUUGCUGUACAACUUGGCGGUGUCAUUUCUUCGGGUCGGCAGCUAUGACGACGCCGCAGAGGCGAUUGCGCGGUUCAUGGAGGUGAGCUGGUACUACCUCGAGUGGGCUGAGCAUUUGCAGAGCACUGAAGACGGCGGCAGCGUUGCUAGCGUUGCCGCGGCUGUGCACACGCACGCGGCGCUGCAGCUAAUCCGUGGGCACCACUUCAUCGCUGCAAUGGCGGCCUGGUGUGAGCCGCAGGGCCCCAUGGAGGUGUACCACUGCGAACUUGCCAGCGCCUGCGCAGAGCACUAUCUGAGCCGUUCCGACAGGGCGCAGCGGAGGUGCCAGCGCCGUCUCGCCGCAGCUCAGGCGAGGGCCACCACGGGCGCCAGCGCCACAGAGGCACACACGGUGGCCGCUGCGGAUGGACCUCCAUCGCCGCUGAUGUUGCCGUAUGUGACACAGGACCUGAUUCUCUCUUGUCCCUCAUUCACAAGGGAAGCGGUGACGGGUGAUGUCGGGUCCAUCACUGUCAUGAUGCACCUGCUCGUUGAGGCACUCGUUGCCUCGUCCUCGCUCAGCGCGUCGCUGCCGGCGGAGGUGAGGGCGUACGUGCGGGAGGUGCAAAAAGGUGAAUCCAUGCGGUACUGGGCACGCAUGGCCCUGCGCGCCGGUGCGUCGCCGCCGUUCUUGUCAGCGGCCGUAGCCGCCUCAACUGCCACACCGGUGCCGCCGGUCCUGACGGCGCUUCUGAGCCACUGCGAAGAGGGCGAGUGUGUGUGGGCACGGCAGUCCUGGCUGCAAUCGCUGGCUCGCAGGGACGCUGAGGACGACGCCUCUAGCCCACUCUGGCCGCUGACCUCCGCCGCAAUACCGGCAAGGGCGAGUCGCGCCUCGGCUGCUGCUUCGUCGUCACCAUGUCGUGACGUCGCUCCCGGCAAGGUGGCAGAUGCCUCCACCUCCCUCAUCACAACCGCCCCGCCGACGCCGCAUCAUGAGCACGGCGUUUCAUUGGGUGCGACAAGUCCUUGCAAGCCGAGCAAGCCGGCACCCCUUUUCGUCACGACGCUCCCCAAGAGCGCCUACAGCCGGUACCGCAGGCUCCGCGAAGGCAUUGUCGCUCAGCUGGAGAACGCAGAGCAGACGGCGCAGCGGGAGGCCGAUGUGUUCGAGGCAGCGGGGCCACUUUCGGUGGGUGGUGACGAUGCAGACGCGGUGCGCGCCGAAAGCGCGAACUCUCGCUCCACGGCCACUUCCACGAUCUUGCCAGCAGAUGCAGCGGCUGCGCCGUCACGCAGGCAACGCGUGACGGCUCUCCUCGUCGGCGCAUCGAGUACCGUCACCUCUCCGGCGGCGUCGUUGUCGCGUGAGGGCCACGGCGGCGAUGCUACCGGUUUAUUCGGCCUCCUGGAGGAAGAGGCGACAGAGCACCACGACCUGAGGAGCGUCGCCACCACUAUCGUGCUCGAUCCUACGCUGCUGGCUGUACCUGUCCGCCCUUCGGAGCUGCUGCGGCAGCUCGACUUGGAAACGGAGGCGCGCUACUCUCGUCUCGUUGCGGACCCCCUCGCAGACUUGCAGCGGGUCGCCUCAACGCGCGUGCAGGCAUGGUGGCGGAUGCAGCUCGCGCGGGAGGCGCUGCGCCGGCGCGCGGCGGACGUGGAGAUGUAUCUUCGCCGCGACGCCGCGGCCUCUCUCAUUCAGACAGGUUAUCGGCACUGGAAGGAACGCGCGCCUGCCAAGGCGGAACUGCACCGCCUGCGCGCUCAUCGAGAGCGAGUGCGCUGCGUCACCAUUCUCCAAGCCUUCGUGCAGCAACGCGCCAGUGUGGAGGUGUGGGGGCGUGCCUGCUUGGCGUGGUACCAGGCCCUCGUAGUGCAGCGGGAGAUCGAGAGGCGGCGCGCGGCUGCCACCAUCACUCUCCAGAGCUGGUGGCGGAUGCACAUGGCCCGCAGGCAGCUGCGCGACUCGGUGGCGGCCGCCAUUCGCCUUCAGUGCUUGUGGCGCUGCAAACUGGCACGGUGUGAGCUGCGCACGCGCCGCGUGCACCGCCGCCUCAUGCAGGAGCAGUGGCGAAGGGAGCGAGUGCCGCAGAUUAUUUUUGUGCAGCGUUGGUGGCGAGCCUGUUGCGCUCGCUGGGCCGUAGGCGACCUGCUCUGCCAGAGGCAGCGUGCCGUGGAGGAGUACCUGACGGCGCAAGAGUCCGAAUACGAGGCAGUCAUGCGCACGAAGCUGCGAAGUGUGGAUAACGUUGAGGCGGCCAUGCGGUGCGUGUUGGCGGUGCUGGCCGGCUCACGAGACCGUCGCCAACUCACUCAGAUCGCUAUGCACGCACGAGUGCGGCAGCGUGUCGUGCACAGGUUUGUGCUCCUCUGGCGCGGUCGAGAGGAGCUGCAGCAGCUGCGCCGAGGCCGGGCUGCGGCGCUGGCUCUGCAGAGGCGACGGGAGGAGGUGGCGGUGGCGACGGUGACCCUGCAGUCGUGGGUGCGCUCGUGGCUACCGCACCGCCGUGCAAUACGGGAGUGCGCUGACAGGGCCUACUUGCAGGCGCACGCGUUCAAGAUUUGGGACGCGUUUCGCCACCACCGUGCGCGACAAGCCCUAGUGAACGGACGAACGGAGCGCCGCAUGCUCGGCGUGGCUCGCCGUCUUGCGGAUGCGCGAAACGACGCCGCAACGCGCAUUCAAUCCACGUGGCGCAUGUACCGCACGCAGCGGGAGCUGUUCGACCUCUUCCAGUUUAUGCUCCGGGACCGACACAGGUAUGCGACGGCGGUGCAGCGCCGCUGGAGAGGGCACUACGCGCGAGCGGUGCUUGCCCCUCAGCGAGAGGCGUGCGCCACGGAGCGCGAGGCCGGCUUGCAGCAUCGCGCAGUCCUUCAUUGCGCCGCCACCAGGGUGCAGUCGCUCUACCGCAUGUACCGCGUUCGAAUCCAGCUGCUGCGGCUUGGCGUGCUGCUGCGGCCAACUUCAAUGUUCCGCAUCGCCGCCGCUCGCCGAAUCCAGACGUGCUGGCGCGCCUGCGCCGCCCACCGGCGCGUAUUGCGGCUUCGCCUGCAGCGCAGCUACGCGCUCAAGCUGGCACAAUCGCAGGAGGCGCUGCACGCCUACGCUACGCUCAUCCAAGGCGUUGCUCGAUCGUACCUCGUGCGCUGUGGCCGAGUGCCUCAACCAAAGCCGGCACCCGAGGCGCCCGCGCCUGUUGCGGCGGUCACCAAACUGUGCAUUCUGCGGCCUCCUCCUAUCCAUCGCGCUUGUGCGGCUGCUGCGUCUCGCUCGACCCCACUCCACAGAGUUCCCUCCACCGAACACAAUAUAGGGACGGUGCCGGUGCCGCCAUUGCUCACGAGGGCACCAGUUACCGUUGAGGAGACCGUCGCCAUGCCCAUCUACAGCAGCCAUGGCGCCCCUGCAGUGGUGCGCAUCCAUCAAUGCAACUUUGAUGGCAGAUCCUCUGCCCAGUCGCUCAUCUCCGCCGACCCCCUCAGUUUGCGCACCACGUCUAUGACGAAGAGCCGCUGCAACUCAGCCUCCCUCUCCCGCCUUACCAGCACCUCGGAUAAGCCGCUUAACUUGCUGCAAAGCGUCAGCACCGACGUCGUCGGGUCGCUGCGCAGCACACGACUCCCGCCUUCCUGCCCACACGAAAGGGCAGCGGUAGACUCACAUCGGGUAGUAGGGUUAUCGUGUGAGACGGAACACUUGCCCGCCUCGACGGACUCCAUUGCUCAAACCUCCACCUAUUCGGCAGCUGCAAAGGCGGUCCCGCAAACCACGACGGGGCUUCCCGUGGCACAGAGCAGUAUCGGCUGUUCCUUGCUCUGCCACCACACUCCGCAGCAGGUUGAGGCCGCGGUGCGCAUUCAAGCUGUAUGGCGCGGCUACCACGUGCGUUGCACCAUCGAGUUCUACUACGAAGAGUGCUCCGAAGAGAUCGAGGAGGAGGAGACGAAGGAGGACAGCUAA